This is a messenger RNA of Nothobranchius furzeri (turquoise killifish), 2153 nucleotides long. It is a transcript of the gene xrcc6, whose product is annotated as X-ray repair complementing defective repair in Chinese hamster cells 6. Gene Ontology annotation, molecular function: double-stranded DNA binding; damaged DNA binding; DNA helicase activity. Gene Ontology annotation, biological process: telomere maintenance; double-strand break repair via nonhomologous end joining. Lineage: Eukaryota; Metazoa; Chordata; Actinopteri; Cyprinodontiformes; Nothobranchiidae. The record is from RefSeq and is a predicted model, not a curated record. Gene Ontology annotation, cellular component: Ku70:Ku80 complex; nucleus.
GUCUUUCUUCAUUUUAAUUUCCGCCAUCAAAUGCCUCUCAAAAAUCUGCACUUUUUUGUCUCUUGAGGCUUUCCGUAGUGACGCGUUCACGUACAAUUGUCUGGAUCUGGUCUGGAUCUGUAUCAGUGCACUGUUGAUCAAAUGGCAGAGUGGAACGCAUACUACCGCAAUGAGGAAGAGGAUGAAGAGCAAGAAGAAGGAGAACUCUCUGGAGGAGAUUACAAAAACACUGGGAGAGACAGUCUGGUGUUCUUGGUUGAUGCCUCCAAAGAGAUGUUCAUCAAAAAUGAAGAUGACCAGCCCUCAAACUUUGACAUGACCAUGCAGGCUGUGCGGAGUGUGUACACCAGCAAGAUCAUCAGCAGUCCCAGGGAUCUCUUAGCUCUGGUGUUCUACAGCACCGAGCAGAGCAAAAACCCCAGGAACUCAUUUAAGCAUGUUUACGUCUACCAUGAUCUCGACGAACCGGGUGCCAAAAGAGUCCAGGAAGUGGAUGCGCUGCGGGGGGAGAAAGGUGCCCAGCUGGCAGCACAGACCAUGGGUAGUGGGAAGACAUCAUUAGGAGAUGCCCUGUGGUGCUGUGCCAACCUCUACAGUGACAUCAAGCUUCGUCUCUCACAUAAACGACUGAUGAUUUUCACCUGCAGAGAUGACCCGCAUGAGGGAGACAGCGUGAAGCACCGACAGGCCCGCACCAAGGCCAGUGACCUCAAGGAGACCGGUGUUGUUAUUGAUUUAUUGCACCUGAUGAAACCAGGCGGCUUUGAUGUCUCUCUGUUCUUUCGUGACAUCGUGAGCCCUCCCGAGGAUGAGAGCGAGCUGGGGCUGAAGGUGGAGCCCUGUGAGAAACUGGAGGACCUCCACAGACGAGUACGAGCCAAAGAGCAAAAGAAGAGAACCAUGGCCAGGUUACGCUUGUGUCUCGGCGAGGGUCUGAAUGUGGCCGUGGGACUUUAUGCAACAGCUCUUCCAGCUCGGAAACCUGGUCCCGUCAGACUCUACAGGGAGAGUAAUGAGCCUGUUCGCAGUAAAACCCGAACCUUCCACACACAGACCGGUAGUUUGCUGCUGCCUAGUGAAAUAAAAAAAGCUCAGGUGUAUGGAAAGAAACAGAUAGUGAUGGAGAGGGACGAGGUGGACGCCAUGAAGAAGUUUGACGACCCAGGUCUGUUUCUGAUUGGAUUCAAACCCAUGGAGAAGCUCAAACUGCAUCAUCACAUCCGACCAGCUGUCUUCGUCUAUCCGGAGGAGGAUGGCGUGAAAGGUAGUGCCUGUCUGUUUUCUGCGUUGUUGAAGAAGUGCAACGAGAGGAGCGUAUUCGCUCUUUGCCGCUGCAUCUCUCGCAGAAACAACCCUCCUAAAUUUGUGGCCUUGGUGCCGCAGCUGGAGGAGGUUGAUGAGGGGAAUUUCCAGAUCACACCACCAGGUUUCAACGCUAUCUUCCUGCCGUACGCUGACGACAUCCGGACUCUGGAUCCUCCUCGUUGUCCAGCACCUUCGCAAACACAAGUGGACAAGAUGAAGGAGAUAGUCCACAAACUCCGCUUUAAAUACAUGAGUGGUACUUUUGAGAACCCGGUUCUCCAGCAGCAUUACAGAAACCUGGAGGCCUUGGCUCUGGAUAUGAUGGCUCCAGAAGACAUCGAGGAUCUCAUCAUGCCGAAGGUGGACCAGAUUGACCACCGAUUGGGUCCUUUGGUCCAGGAGUUCAUAGACCUGGUCUACCCUGCAGGUUACAACCCAGAGAAUAAACCUGCUCCCAAACGCAAAACAGCUGAAGCUGGAGGCGGAGCUGAGAAGAAACCUAAAGUGGAGGUGACGGAAGACGAGCUGAGGGCCCACCUGCAGAACGGCACUCUGGGAAAGCUGACCGUACCGGUGCUGAAGGAGGCCUGUAAACAGUUUGGGAUUCGGACGACCGGAACAAAAAAACAGGAGCUGAUCGAUGCUCUGACUGAAAAGCUAGGCUAACGAGGACCGAGUCCACAAACCAAGUUCUGCUAGAUUUAAAUGUUGGAAUUUAAAAACCGUUGAUGUUAAAACGCUGUCUGGAUGUUCUGGAAGACGUUUAGCCUUUUCUAAAUCCCAUAUUCGAACCAUGUUUCUAAAAAAAAUCCUUGUUGAUCACUUGAAAUAAAACUUUUUUUCUAUGA